Molecule: messenger RNA, 1500 nt
Organism: Didymella exigua CBS 183.55
Lineage: Eukaryota; Fungi; Ascomycota; Dothideomycetes; Pleosporales; Didymellaceae
Product: Dehydroquinate synthase-like protein
Exons: 1
Coding region: 48-1289 (413 amino acids)
Cellular component (GO): mitochondrion
Molecular function (GO): metal ion binding; alcohol dehydrogenase (NAD+) activity
Source: RefSeq, a predicted model, not a curated record
ACCUUACUGAACCCUGAAACAUUAUUUCGCUUUACAAUUAAUCUACAAUGUACACCUCUCACAGCGGCAAACGUACGAUUCAGCAAUUGCCCAUCCCAUCACGAAAGGGCCACAAUGCGAUUCUCAAGGCAAACUACAUUGAAGACAUUAUCCACGCAAUAGGAGAAUGGAGCUGCGAGCGACUGGUUCUCGUCUACUCGAAAGCACUUGACGCUAACACAGACGUUGUGUCGGAGCUCAAAAAAAAGCUCGGCCACUUCAUCGUCGGCAACAAGGCUGGUGUUGGUGCACACUCGCCGUACCAGGAUGUUUUAGAGAUCACGAGUCUCCUCAAUGAGAGAGGAGCGGACUGUCUGCUCAGCAUAGGGAGUAGCAGCUACUCAGACGCCUGCAAGAUCGCGCGACUGAUGCAGACAAAUCUGGCUCCACAGAAGUUGACACCAGAGGCGAUGGAAGCUCUCGUCAACCAAGAAAAGGGCACAGUAGAUGAUCUCAAGAACCCCACAACACGCCUCAUACUUGUACCGACCAGUCUCAGCGCUAGCGAAUGGAACAACACAUCAUCAGCGACGAGCCCCACGACCAAGAAGAAGCAGCACUUCUCCAGUCCAAACGCGGCGCCCGAUCUCAUCUUGCUAGAUCCAGAGGUAGCUUCGACAUCGCCAAGGAAGCUAUGGCUCGCGUCUGGCAUACGAGCUGUGGACCACUGUGUGGAGACGAUGGUCAACGAUCAGUGCAAUUUUGACGCCUUCCAUCACAUGGAAGACGCUCUUGCCGUUCUCCUCAAAGGCCUCAAAGACUACAGAGAAGGUGAAAGUAAUAGGGAUCACGAGGAACUUGUUGACGGCAUCAGUCAAUGCCAACUUGGCAGCAGAAACGCGAUGAUGGGAUUGCUGCUCUGGAGCAUACCCAUGGGUCCGUCGCAUGCCAUUGGCCGUCAGCUAGGCAGCAUCUGCGGCGUGAUGCACGGAGUGACAUCUUGCAUCAUGCUGGCACCUGUACUGCGGUACACGUAUGAACGCAAUGAUAAACAGAAGGAAGUACAGAACAAAUUGUUGCAGAUAUGGAACAAGAUUCUCAAGACAGACGAGAAGAGUCUUGCCGAUGCAGUGGAAAACUUUGUGGAGAUGCUGAACUUGCCGCGUACGCUGAGGGAGGUCGAAGUGACCAAGGAUGAGGUGAUUGAGAAGGUUGCUGAGAGCACCUUGACGGAGAUGCUCGGAGCUCAAGACGGUCUGGCGGGGAGUAAGGAUCAAAUUUUGAAGAUCCUUAAUAUGGCACGGGGGUGAAUGGGUGUGAGACGUCUCAAAUUGGUGUUUAUAAAGAGCGGCUUAUUGACUUUGUUCUAUGUUCAAACAGCUAAGAUCACGGUGCAGGAACAAGAAAGCUGUGGGGGCAGGCACCGAAUGGCUUGAUGCAUGCCGGGCCGCCUCCGACAAUGAAGGUAGUAAAGUUGUUGUAGAUAGCAGUGGUGUGUUUACACUUUUGGACGGCAUGGAU